UCGAUCCCAGGACCCUGGGAUCAUGACCUGAGCUGAAGGCAGACGCUUAACCAUCUGAGCCACCCAGGCGCCCCAGAUUUUGCCUAUUUCUGUAUUACUUUCUGAGGCAGAAUUAAUCUCUCUCCACUGAAUAUUGUGAUAAUGUUUGCCCUCACUCACUAGACAGUAAGCUCCUUAGGACAGGGACUGUGUCUUAUUCAUUUCUGUACCUUUAGUCCAUAGCCCAGUGCUGGACAUAGUAGAUGCUAAAUAAAUAUUUGUUAAAUAUAAGAGUGAGUGGUAUUCCCAGCAGUGAGAACUAGAUGAACAAAGGUGGUCAAAGGUCUGGGGGGAAAAAUGAAUAGUUUAAUUUGGCUGGAGUAUGAGGGAGAAUAGUAAGAGAUAAAAUGGAAUGGUUUCUUGGGUAAGAUUUUGAAGGGCUUGAAAGUCAACUGCAGGAAGAAGAUGGGCAGGUGGAAACCAAUGAAGGUUUUUGAGCAGAGGUGUAAUGUGAAAAAUAAAUUUAGUUUAAAGCCAUCACAGUCCCUCUCUUACAUAUACUCAGUUUUUCAUUUAUACUCAGAUUCACCUCCCACCUACCUCUCUGUCCACCCACUCCCAGGCUUCCCCAACAGCUUGUCCUACCCCUUUAUCUGCUCCCUGGCUAGGCCAGGGAUAUAUCCAUGGGCUGCUUCCCCUCUCAGCCAGAGGCUGUGGGGCCCCCAACUCCCUGUCUUUCCCCUUCUCUUCCUGGGGCUGGGAAGCAGGCCAGGGUUAGCUGAGGCUGGCUGGUGAGCAGCUGGGCAGUGCCAGGGAGAGCCUGUGUAGUGCCAGGUGGUGCCUUGGGUUCCAGGCUGAGCCUGUGACCCCGAUAACCUCCUGCCUGUGCACACACCUGCCUCUCACACCACCCCCAUCCAGGCUUUGGUAUCGGGGAAGGGGCACAGGGCCAGGCAGACCCACAGGACUUUGGCUCCAUCUCUACAAAAGGGCCCUCUGUGAGUCAGCCUGCUCCCCUCCAGGCUUGCUCCUCCCCACCCAGCUCCUGUUUCCGAUGCACGUACAGCCCGUACACACCGUGUCUGGGACACCCCGCAGUCAGCCACAUGGCUCCCCUGUGCCCCAGUCCCCGGCUCCCUCUGCCGAUCCCAGCCCCUUCUCCGGGCCCUGCCGUGCAGCUGCUGCUGGUGCUGCUGCUCCUGGUGCCUGCCCAGCCCCAGAGCCUGUCCCGGAUGCAGGGGUCGGCCGGGCUGGGCGGAGAUUCAUCUGGGGAAGAUGAUCAGCUGGAUGAGGAAAACCUACCCAGUGAAGAGGACCCACCAGGAGAGGAGGACCCACCAGGAGAGGAGGACCCACCAGGAGAGGAGGACCCAUCUGGAAUGAAGACUGAACCAGGAAAAGAGGACUCUCUGAAGUUAGAGGAUUUGCCUACUGUUCAGGCACCCAGGGAUCCCCCCGACUCCCAGAAUAAUGCCCACAGGCACAACAAAGGGGAUGACCACGAUCAUUGGCGCUAUGGAGGCGACCCGCCCUGGCCCCAGGUGUCCCCAGCCUGCGCAGGCCGCUUCCAAUCGCCGGUAGAUAUCCGCCCAGAGCUCACCGUAUUUUGCCCGGCCCUGCAACCCCUGGAAAUCCUGGGCUUUGAGCUCCCGCCUCUCCCAGAACUGCGCUUACGCAACAAUGGCCACACGGUGCAGCUGAUUCUGCCUCCGGGGCUGGAGAUGGCCCUGGGCCCCGGGCAGGAGUACCGGGCCCUGCAGUUGCAUCUGCACUGGGGGGCUGCGGGUCGCCCGGGCUCGGAGCACACGGUUGACGGCCACCGUUUCCCAGCCGAGAUCCAUGUGGUUCACCUCAGCACUGCAUUUGCCAAAGUUGAUGAGGCCUUGGGACGUCCAGGGGGGCUGGCCGUGUUGGCCGCCUUUCUUCAGGAGGGCCCAGAAGAAAACAGUGCCUAUGAGCAGCUGCUGUCACAUUUGGAAGAAAUCACUGAGGAAGACUCAGAGACUUGGGUCCCAGGACUGGACGUAUCUGCACUGCUGCCUGCUGACCUCAGCCGCUACUUCCGCUACGAGGGGUCUCUAACCACACCCCCCUGUGCCCAGGGGGUCAUCUGGACUGUGUUCAACCAGACAGUGAGGCUGAGCGCUAAGCAGCUCCACACCCUCUCUGGCUCCCUGUGGGGACCUGAUGACUCUCGGCUACAGCUGAACUUCCGAGCCACGCAGCCUCUCAAUGGGCGAAUGAUCGAGGCCUCCUUCCCCACUGAAGUGGAGAGCAGCCCCAGGACUGUUGAGCCAGUCCACCUGAAUUCCUGCCUUGCUGCUGGUGACAUCCUGGCCCUGGUUUUUGGCCUCCUCUUUGCAGUCACCAGCAUUGCCUUCCUUGUGCAAAUGAGAAGGCAGCAAAGACUCCGAAGUGGGACCAAAGGGAACGUUAGCUACCACCCAGCAGAGGUCACGGAGACUGUUGCCUAGAGGCCUUGGAACUGGGAGAAUGUGCAGAGAAGCCAGCCAGAAGAAUCUGAGGGCGAGCGGGAGAUUUUGUCCUGUCCUACCCUUUAUACCACUUCCUUUUUUAGGUCCAAAUAUUUUUUUAAAUAAAUGUUUCUAAUAAAAUAUGUGGAAGGCAGCUUUGUUCCCCAAAUCAGGAGGAUGGUGUAUUUAUUUCCUAUUGCUGCCUUUAACAAAUCACCACAAACUUAAUGGUAAUGCAAAUUUAUCCUCUUAGGGUUCUGGAGGUCAGAAGUCCAAAAUGAAUCUUCUGGGCUGAAGUCAAGGUGUCAGUAAGGGCUGGUUCCUUCUGAACACUUUGAGGGGAGGGGGUUUCCUUUUUCAGGUUCUAGAAGCCAAGGAUUCCUUGGCUUGUGGCCCCUUCCUCAUAUCUCUCCAGCCUCUUGCUUCCAUUGUUGUAUCUCUUAUAACUGCCUUUUGACCUUGCCUCCCUCUUAUAAGAGCCUUUGUGAUUACAUUGGGCCUACCUGGAUAAUUUAGGAUAAUCUCCCAAUUUCAAAAUCCUUAGCUUAAUCACGAAGUUCCUUUUCCCACGUAGGGUAACAUUUCACAGGAUUAAGGUGUGGACGAUUUGGUGGGGGGCAUUACUGCCUAGCACAGAUGUUUUCGGGAAGGGGCGGAAGUGACUGAGAUAGUUAGAAUGACCGUGGGCACACCCACAGCAGCGUAUGUGUCUGGGGGUAGAGCAGGCUUAGCCUCUAGGCUUAAAAUCAUAGUGAGGCUUUUGGGCUUUCACCCUGCUCAAGUAAAAUCUGUGUAGCUUUGCAGUUUUGCCUUCAGACUGGCGGACUGCUGGAAUGGGGCAGUGCCGAGGACAGCAGCUCCUUUGCCCUGCGGGUAGAAAGGGUCCAGAUGUCCCCCCAGCCCAGCGGGGCCUCUCUGCUUCACACAGCCUGGUCACAACCCUCCUCAGUGAACCCACUGCCCCCACUUCUUGGCUCCCUUAGCAAAGGAAGUCCUACUGUGGAGCAUGGUCACGCAGGGGCCCUUUCAACUCCACUGCUCCCCUCGGGCAUCUUCUUAGCCUUUCUACUUUGGAAAACCACCACCACCGUCACCAACACCAA
Mirounga angustirostris (Northern elephant seal) is the source of this 3556-nucleotide messenger RNA. It is a transcript of the gene CA9, whose product is annotated as carbonic anhydrase 9. Lineage: Eukaryota; Metazoa; Chordata; Mammalia; Carnivora; Phocidae. The transcript is spliced from 11 exons. Bases 1086 to 2453 code for a protein of 455 amino acids. Gene Ontology annotation, molecular function: zinc ion binding; carbonate dehydratase activity. The record is from RefSeq and is a predicted model, not a curated record. Gene Ontology annotation, biological process: one-carbon metabolic process. Gene Ontology annotation, cellular component: plasma membrane.